Molecule: messenger RNA, 2524 nt
Organism: Cannabis sativa
Lineage: Eukaryota; Viridiplantae; Streptophyta; Magnoliopsida; Rosales; Cannabaceae
Exons: 9
Coding region: 64-1884 (606 amino acids)
Source: RefSeq, a predicted model, not a curated record
AAAAAGGACACAAGUGAAUCCAUGUAAACCAAAGCCCAAGCCACCCCAUUCUUCUCAACCAAAAUGGCUACCAUUCAAUCCGAUCUUCGAUGCCUUUUUCUCCACCUAUCAUCCUCCCCACCCUUCCCUUCUCCUUCUUCCUCCACCAUUCGAUUUCUCAACUCCAAUUUCGUCCAAUCUCGCGCCGCCGUACUUCGCCGGACCUUGACCUCCUCUUAUUCCACGGCUUCGUUUCGUUUGAGGGCUUUCUCAUCUAAUGACGUCACCUCUGAUACUUCCGCCGUUAAGAUCGAUGAUAAACCGUCGAUUUGUACUGCUGAUGAACUUCAUUAUGUUUCCGUUCCCAAUUGUGAUUGGAGACUCGCUCUCUGGCGUUACCGACCUUGCCCUAAAGCUGUUCAGAGGAAUCAUCCGCUGUUGUUGUUGUCAGGAGUGGGGACAAAUGCCGUUGGAUACGAUCUUUCUCCCAAGUCUUCAUUUGCUCGUUACAUGUCUCGACAAGGAUUUGACACAUGGAUUCUUGAAGUUAGAGGUGCUGGGUUGAGUCUGUGUGGAUCAAAUACCAAAGAAAUUGAGAAGUCAGCCCAAGCGAAAUCUGAGCAAAUGGAAGCUGCUGCUGAGAGUGUAACUAAUGGAGCUUUAUCUUCCGAACAGAAGUCAAGCAAUGUUCUUAAUACCUUGACUUCUGAUAGCUCUAUUGUUAGAGGAGAAAAGUCUGAUAUGUCAAUGUCUGAUGACAUGAAAAACAUGGCAACAAUGUGGGAUGAAUCAAAAUUGGUGACAAAGUUGACAGACACUUUUAUUCGAUUGUCAGAAAGACUUUCUGGCUUUCUCAGUGAAGGUCAAUCCAAGCUUAUGUCCGCUAAGCUACUUGAUCAAAUUUCAAAACUGCUUCUAGACUCUCAAUUAUCUGAGCGAUUUAAUGAGAUAAGGGAUAGUUUGCUAAACUUGUUCGAGACAAGACAGAAUUCGGGUGUUGCUGGACAAAUUAAGGAUUUGAGUGAGAAGGUUGUAACUAUUGUUGAAGAGGGUCAGCGAUCUGUCUCACCUCAACUGUUUGACUUACAAGAGCGUUUUGCUUCAACCAUAGAAGAUUUUCAGAAUCAACUUGACUUGAUGGUGAAGUAUGAUUGGGAUUUUGAUCACUACCUGGAAGAGGAUGUUCCUGCUGCGAUGGAAUAUAUAAGGUCUGUAAAUAAGCCAAAGGAUGGUAAAUUGCUUGCAAUUGGACACUCCAUGGGUGGGAUCUUGCUUUAUGCUAUGUUAUCACGAUAUGGUUUUGAAAGAAGAGAUCCUAAAUUGGCAGCUGUAGUUACAUUGGCAGCAUCUCUUGACUACACCUCUUCAAAUUCAACACUCAAACUGCUCUUACCCCUUGCAGAUCCUGCACAGGCUCUUAAUGUACCUGUUGUUCCUUUAGGGGCAAUUUUGGCUGCUGCUUAUCCUCUUUCGUCUCGUCCUCCUUAUGUCUUGUCUUGGCUUAAUAAUUUGAUUUCAGCAGAAGAUAUGAUGCACCCAGAGCUAUUAGAGAAGCUUGUCUUAAACAAUUUUUGCACUAUACCGGCAAAGCUUCUUCUACAGCUUACAACAGCAUUCAAAGAAGGUGGAUUACGUGACCGAAAAGGUACAUUCUUCUAUAAAGAUCAUCUGCGCAAAUGUAAAGUCCCUGUCUUGGCACUUGCGGGGGACAAGGAUCUAAUAUGCCCGCCUGAAGCUGUUGAGGAAACUGCCAAGUUGAUUCCCGAUCACCUCGUCACCUAUAAAGUAUUUGGAGAACCUACUGGGCCACACUAUGCUCAUUACGAUUUGGUUGGAGGACGAAUGGCAAUGGAGCAGCUUUAUCCCUGUAUAGUCCAAUUUCUUACUCGUCAUGACUCAACCUGAUUCUCAACACCAAAUUUAACUCCACAUAUAUAUUGACCUCAGAAAACUCGGUAUCUUUACCGCUAUCUAGUUCCUCCUCUUGACUAUAGUUUUUGACUCCCUCACGGACUCUCUUCAUUUAGUACGAAAUUCAGAUGAAGCAUUCCAUGUAGGGACCCUAAAUUGACGAGCACAAAUUCACAUGCUGGACAGAAUGAUUUGCGGGGAGUUUCGCAUGCAUCAGUGCUCUUAUCUCACAUGAUCAUGGAAAUUUAGGUACAGAAACUAAUAUAUCAAACAAAAUUAGAGAAAGGAAACACAGUCUAUAAUCACAUUAGUAGUAUUAGCUCAGUUGUUUACAGAAUUUGUAACAUAUACCAAGUUUGUCAUUAUUGAUAUAUAUAUAAAUAUAUAUAUUAUAGCUUGUUGACAUUUUAAGUCCAAGAGACAAAAAUGAUAACGUCUCAGAAUUUUAAUACGAAAACAUGUUUUCAGAAAGUUGAUCUUACUGCCUCUUAUUUGGGGAGAAGAGUUGAAUUAUUUCUGGGGUAGAGAAAGUGACUGGUCCCCUUCUGUAUGAGCAUACCCUUAUGGACCAUAUUUUUGUUCUUUGUUCAUUCUAUAUAGUUUGGUCAAUUAUAAUUAUAAUUAAUUUUCAUCU